Messenger RNA from Papilio xuthus (Asian swallowtail), 559 nucleotides. RefSeq lists its product as uncharacterized. NCBI's taxonomy places the organism in Eukaryota, Metazoa, Arthropoda, Insecta, Lepidoptera, Papilionidae. The coding region runs from base 55 to 393 and encodes 112 amino acids. The transcript is spliced from 3 exons. The record is from RefSeq and is a predicted model, not a curated record.
CUGUCGCAGGAGAGGACCAGCUGAUUAAACCAUUUGAGAUAUUAAGCAGUCGAAAUGUUUAAAAUGUACAGGACCUUCUUGUUUCUUCUUGGAAUGUUGACGGUGUUCAGCUUUGCUUACAUGUGUGACCCGGUACAGCGCUCCAUCAAGCUCAGCGACAUCAAAGAUAAAAAGGAACGUGAGAGCCUCGAACACUACUUGUACCAAGGGUACUGGAGGGACAACUAUGUCUGGAUCCCCAAAUGGAUAAAGAUUUGGCGCAACAGGAAUAUCCAGGUGCCGACUUGGAAGCGCAUUUGGAUCCAAAAGAAAACUGAGGAAUGGGUCACCGUGCGCGCAAAACCACCGGCGUGGCUUAAAAAUGUACGCGGACACUUUGUUGUCAAAGUAUAAAUAUUUCAAGCUCUUUUAUAAUUGUUGGUCUACAUACGGUCGAAAUCAAUAUUCGGUCUGGAAGCAUAUUUGGUUAUGCAUCAUUAGUGCAUUUUUUAUUCAUUCGGUUCCGAAAUAAUCUAUCGCAUUACUGAUUGAAAAAUCUUUUUGAAGUUGAUAUCGUUCU